Messenger RNA from Oxyura jamaicensis (ruddy duck), 12132 nucleotides. It is a transcript of the gene PRUNE2, whose product is annotated as prune homolog 2 with BCH domain. The coding region runs from base 101 to 9271 and encodes 3056 amino acids. The transcript has 21 exons. NCBI's taxonomy places the organism in Eukaryota, Metazoa, Chordata, Aves, Anseriformes, Anatidae. Gene Ontology annotation, cellular component: cytoplasm. Gene Ontology annotation, molecular function: pyrophosphatase activity. Gene Ontology annotation, biological process: apoptotic process. The record is from RefSeq and is a predicted model, not a curated record.
CUCGGGCGUGGCGCCGGCGGGAUCGCAUCGCGGCGCGGGGCGGUGCUGCGGGUCGUGGUGCGGAGCGGAGCGGGGCUGCGGGGCUCUGCUCGCCCGCACCAUGGAGGAGUUCCUGCAGCGUGCCCGCUGCCAGCUGAACAGGAGCAAGCACCUGGAGAAAGUCCAUGUUGUUCUUGGAAAUAAAUCUUGUGAUUUGGACUCUCUUAUUUCUGCUCUGGCCUAUGCCUACUUUCUAGACAAGGUCAGUCCUCCUGAUGUUCUUUGCCUACCGGUGUUGAACAUACCAAGAAGAGACUUCAGCUACUUCACAGAGACAAGAUAUAUAUUGGAGGAGCUGAAUAUCCCAGAGUCAUUCCAUAUCUUCCGAGAUGAAAUCAAUUUGCACCAGUUGAAUGCUGAAGGGAAAUUGUCUUUAACACUUAUAAACAGCAACAUGCUGACAAGCGAGGACAAAAGUUUGGAAUCAGCUAUUGUCAAAGUCAUCAAUCCGGAUGAGCAAUAUGAUGGCAGCCCGGAGUUACAAACGUCAUCUUCGUCUCUAGUAGUAAAAGAGAUUCUUCAAGAGGCACCAGAGUUAAUCACUCAGCAACUGGCUUAUCUCCUCAGAGGAAGCAUUCUCUUAAAGUGCAUGUCUUCAGAGCUUGACGGAAUCACAGAACAGCAGGAGAAAGUGCUGUCAGUUCUAGAGGAAAAGUUCCCAGGUCUUCCCCCACGAGAGGAAAUUAUCUCUGUUCUCCAGGAGACUCAGCUUAAACCUCAAGGUGUAAGCAUUGAGGAAGUUAUGCUGAAGGAUCUCAAGGAAAUUUCAGAUGGAGAAAUCAAAGUAGCAAUUAGCACUGUGUACAUGACACUGGAGGACUGUGUGUUACACAGGAGUCUCCUUGGUGAUCUGAAAGCAUUCAUAGAUAAAUAUGGGUUUGAUGUACUUGUCAUUUUGGCCAACUCUUUGUCAGACGAGGAGCAAAUGAAACGGCAAAUUGCAGUAUACUCGGAAAACUUAGAGCUAGGCAAUCAAAUUUGCUGUGAAUUAGAAGAAUGUCAGAAUCCUUGUUUGGAGUUGGAUCCUCUAGAAUGUGGAUGUGACCAAAUUCUUAUUUAUCGUCAAGAAAAUUCUUUGGUGACCUGUGAUCAAAUUUUUCUUCUCAUUAAGGAAGUCAUAAAUAGAAGACAACCAGAAAUGGUAUCAAACAGUAGAACUUCUUCAACUGAAGCAGUUGCUGGGAGCGCUCCACUUUCACAAGGAUCUUCUGGUAUUAUGGAGUUGUACGGUUCUGAUGUAGAACCACAGCCCAGUUCUGCCAAUUUUAUAGAAAAUUCUCAAGAUCUAAAUGGAUCCAUACAAGCCCAUGUUGAUCUUAAUGUAGAUCUUGUGAGUCCAGACAGUGGGUUGGCUACCAUUAGAAGCAGCCGGUCUUCCAAGGAGAGCUCUGUUUUCCUUAGUGAUGACAGCCCCGUUGCAGAAGGUGGUGCUUCCCAUCAUAGUCUUCUGCCUGGCUUUGAUUCCUACAGCCCUAUUCCUGAAGGAGUAAUAGCAGAAGAACAAAAACCUCAAUCUAGAGACAACAGCGACAACUUUGACCUUUUCAAUUUUGAUCUAGCACCUGUGGUUACAGCUCCAUCUGAGUCAUCUUCUCGUUCUGUUGACUGUUCUCCAGCAGAUGACUAUUUCCUUAAUAGUGAUUCAUCAGAAGGACAACAACUCACUGUGCAGAAAGAACUUGAUGAGGCAAACCUGUUAGAAAGUGAUACAGCAAAUUAUUCAACUGACUUACUUAUGACAGCAAAUGAGGAAGACAAUUUAGCUGAAUUUGAUGAGAAUCCAGGAGAAAUGUGUGAAAAAACUUCAAGUUUGAUCAACUUAGUUGAAGGUGAUUCUUCCUCACCAGAAAUGUUGAAAUCUUCUGAUUCGAGAAUUCCACCAACUCCUAUGAACAGUCUAGUAGAAACUUCACCAUUAAAUAAUGGGCAGCCUUUGUUUUUCCCACAAGAUGUCAUUAAAAAAAUUAGUGAAAUAGAUGGCACAAAGUAUUCUCAGUCUCGUGUUAGAUAUGGAAGCUGGUGGGAUGGCUUUGACCUAGAGUCCCGAAAUGUGGACACAUGGAGUUCAAGUGAGCAGGAAUCUGUAUUUCAUAGCCCUGUCUUAUGGAAGGAUUGUAACACAAGUCCAUUGCUACGAGAACAUGUUGACAGAAGAGCAUCAGAUUCUGUAUUCCUCCAAAAGCAGCCAAAGCAAAUAGAAUACAUGAGACCAGGUCUGUGGGAUAAUCAGUUUAAACAAGACAAUCAGAAACAGGAGAACAAAGAGGAAAACAGUGAAGAUUUGUGUUUGCAAGCUACUUCUUUAGAGGAGACAGAGCAAGAACCAGAGAAUUUUACUGACCCAUGGAGGGUCAGUCAGCCAACACCUGUGAUGUCAGAUGCAUGGUGCAGUGGUGAAGGGAAAGUUAGUCAGCUAGCUGGAGACUCUUACGAAGCCUGGAUUAAAUUUAAUGCAGAAGACAUUGCUAAAUCCUCAGAAAAUUUAUGGAACAUGCCAAAAUUGGAUAGAGAAAAAAAAUCAGUGAAUGUUCCUGAGGAAUGGGCCAUACCAAAAACUAGUUUAUCAGAUUCUUCAGAGAUCACAACGGACAAUGAGACUGAAAAUCCACCUGUCCAGAUAUCUCCAGAAGCCUGGGAUAAAGAAAGAUAUUAUUCACUAGAAGAAUAUGGAAUAUCUGAAAAUACAAAUUCUGGUAUCAACAAUAUGCAAAAUAAUUCCAGAUUACAAACAGAGAAAAACACUCUGUUAGGUGACACUAAACAUAGACCAAAACAAUUUGAAAAUAUAGAGGCCUGGAAUAUAUAUGAUAAAAACAUCAGGAAAGAAGUAACAGAAAUAGUGGUGCCCUGGGAUGAUACUUUCUCAUAUAAACGCUCAGAUCUUAGUUCAUCAAACAUAGGUGAAGAUUUAGUUGUUUCACCACCAGACACCAGUUACUCAACAUCUGAUUCAUAUAUAUCACCUACAUAUGUGGAAGAUGAAGGAGAAAAUGAGGGCAAAGAUUUUGACCAAACAACAGUUACUGAUAAAUUGAUAAACCCAAAUUGGGUUGAAUCAAAAGCACUUGAGAAAGCAAAUAAUGAACCAUUAUCUCCUAGAAACAUGACUUUUUCAAACCCAAUGGACACAGACAUCUGGAACACACCCCUAAAUAAUGUUGCCCAGUUACAAGAAAGAAAUUCUGAAAUUACUGCUCAUUCUACCUCUGCUAAGCCUUUACUUAAUUCAGAACAGGCAACUAAUCAAUAUUUUUCAACUGAGAUAUAUAACAAUGGAAGUAACUUUUCUGUAUCUGAAAACAGAAGAGUAACACCAGUAUACAAUCAAACAGUGAAUGACUUAUCACCACCACAGAAUGAAUUAAAUACUGGACAGACUUCAUCUGUAAAUGUAGAAACAGAGACCAGUGUUCUUGUAGAAGACACAGACACAUCUAUGCUGACUUUAGAUGCUGGGGAUAGUUCGGCUCUGAAAACACGUGACUUAGGAAGUGAAAUACUAAGUAAGGAGGCACCAAAGAAUACUGGUGAUGUUGAUGAAAAGCUGAAUAGCCAGCAUUCAGAGCAGCAGCUGAACUCAUGGAGUUUACAAAGUGAACAGGAUUGUGAGGAAGGCUGUGACAACGUCGUUGUCAUCUCUCAGGAAGAGGAAGAGAAAUAUAUGAGAACAGAUGACACAAAUGGAAAGCAAACUAUUACUGACAUUUGUAACGAACCUGUACAAGAUGACAGUGAAUUUUCAUGUAAUGCAGAUUCAGAAGAAAACAGGUCAACUUCUGAAGUUCCCAGCUUCCUAGAAAAAAUGAGGAAUAGUGUUAGUCUAGAAGACUUAGUCACAGAGAAUGAGUCAUUUACCAAUCAAACUAAUCUUAUCAGUCAUGAAGAGAAGAGAGAAUUGUUGCACAAUGUUGCAGAGUCUUUAAGUGUUGCUGAGGAAGACAGGAAUUACGAAUCUUUAGGUGACUCCAGUCCACAAAACUAUAGUUGUAGUGAAACAACUCAGCCACUUAGUGAGAAGGAUGAAAAGGAGACUAUAGUUAUAGAGGGUGCAAUAAGUCCUGAGAUGGAAAGUAUCUCUGAAAAUUCUCAUAAGGGUAGUGAUAAUCCUGAAACUAAUUCUUCUAAAAUGCCUGGAAUAUCAGGCAUCUGGUAUGACUCUGGAAAGACUGUUUGUGACUUAGCCACAUCGAUUCCUUUGAUGAAUGAACCACCAGAAGCACUGGAAGAAGUGAGAGACAGCUUACAUAAUGUGGUUCUUAACAAUACAGACACUUCUGAGUUAGUAUCUUUUGAAAAUAGCUCAGAACUAAACAGCGGUCAUGAAAAGGUUUUCAUAGUAGAGUCUCCACAAAUUAACUGUCAGAAGAGUCCUGCUGAAUAUGUAAGUGUUCCUGACAUCACAGAUAUGUCUAUGGUGGUAAAUUUAUUUUCACAUGAAAUAGCUUCAAGGAGAAAUGAAAAUUCUCAAGAUUUAGAAUCUGAUAAUAAUCUUUGCAGAGAGCUUUGUGUAGCACUUAAUGACAGUUUUCCCAAAACUGCUUGGAAUUUACUGCAAUGUGAAGAUUUGAAGUCUUCUGCAACAAAUUCUGAGGCAAGUGAAGUCCAUGAAAUGGCAAACACCACAAGCAGCAUUUCAAAGGAUAUACAGAUCAAAAGUUAUUUGGAAGAAGAUAAUGUAUGGAGUGGUUCAAUAAAUGAUUAUACACACUCAAGUGGAACAAGUCCUGAUUUAAGUGAUACAUCUGUGAAUGUGUGGGGAGACCUUCCAGUUGCCAGUCAUCACAAAGAAAGUAGAGACACAAGUGGUGAAAAUCUUGAGGAUGCUUGUAAAAUAAAAGAAUUUGGGAAUGAAUUUCAAGAAGGAUUUGAAACAAGUGCUGAACAGAACAAAGUUCCUAAAAGCUUAGAUUUUUGGAAUGCCCAUGUAGAUGAUGAUACUGUAUCUUCUUUAUCAAGUCCUGAAAUAAAUGAGGAUUCAGAGAAUUCAGAGGCAUGUCCAGAACUAAAGAAUGAAGAUUCCACUUCUGAAAACAAAGCAUCUGAAACUGGAGAGGAUUAUGCACAAUCUAGUGCAAGAUGUCCUGAAACAAACAAAGAUGAUUUAGAUGCAAAAACUGAGGUGGGAGAGGAGAUCCAGACAGAUAUCUUAAAUGAAACAAUUGAAGCUGGUAUUGUGUCACAGGAAAACUUGACUGUAAUGAAGUAUAAUGAGAAUUCUGAAUAUUUAGAUCACCAGGAAACACUUCAGAAUAAACAUGAUGUGAGUAUUUUCGGUGAAAAAAUGUGUAGCACAGAGGACUCACAUUUGUAUCAAAUGAAUGAAGAUACCACAAGGACUUUUGCUGUUGGUUAUAAGGAAGGCUAUUCUUCAGAAGCUGCAGAUACGUGGAGUAUGUCACUAGAAGCUGAUUUAAGAACUGAUCCAAAAUCCACUGUAGGAACAUUUGAUUUUCCACAUGGUAGUUCAGAAUGGUGGAAUUCACCAACUUUUGAAGAAAAGCCUGUGGAAGACCAGUAUUCUCUUUCAAGUCACUCUGUAAAAGAACAAUUUACAGACAGUAAGGAAGAGUCCCGCAGGUCACCUUCACAAAAUGAAGAACUAACAGAAGCGUAUUUCAUUGAAACAGAUAAUGAUAGAAAUCAGCCUCCCCACCUUUGCUGUGUUGGAGGAGAAAAUGAAAAACUAAUACAUCCUGUGAAUAUUUCUGAUAGUCAAGUAAAUCAAGACAUUGUAGAGUUCAAACAAUUUGAUCCUUUUGUACUAGAUAAAGAAGAAAGGGUCUUGAAAGAGCAAAUAUUUCCUGCAGAUGAGGGAAAUCAAUUGACUUCACAGAAUCCUUUUUCAGAUUAUCAACUAGGUAUGUCAAGUACAGCAGUUCAAGAAAACACAGUUCUUGAUCUACCAAAAAACAAUGAGAGAAAUGCAAGUCUCAUUCCUCAGGAACAACAUCCAGACACCCGUGAAACUUUAGAAGUGCACACCCCCCUGCCAGGUGCUUUUCUUGUAGAAGACUUAUCUUUUGAAAUGACAGAGAAGUCAAGUCCAGGAUGGAGUGUAUUGGCUCCCCAAACAGCAGUUAUCCCAGAUAUUUUACAAGAUAACACACAAGAAAAUAAUCAGUUGUUUUCAGUGGAACCUGACCUGUGGACUAAUGCUGAGCAGCUUGUCACUUUGAAAUCAGAUAGUGAAAAUCCUGAUCUGUUAAGUCAUUGUGACCAAGACAAUAGUUCUGAGGCAUCAAGCAGUCCAGAUGUGUGCCAAGAGCAUGAAGUUAAGCAUUCCUCUAUCCUGUCUUCUCAAAUUAGCGUGGAUCCUGAAGCUGAAAAUAGUCAGCUCAUUCACACCCAGUCAAAUAUGAGUGAAGAUGCAGAUGCUGAUUUAAACUGUCAGUUCGUAUUGCAGAAGGUAGAGGCAGAGUCUGAAAGUAAUGGUCCCCAAGACCAUGAUCAGGGAAAGGAUGAUGAAUCCUAUCAGUUAGACUCUUCUAAUACUCACGAGCCUUCAGAAUUUGCAAUUCUGAAAUGUAGUCUACAAAACGAAGUUGUUACUGAGCCGGCUGAGUCUGUUGAAAUCCCCAGUGAAGUUUUAGGAGCAACGUCCUUAGAUCUGAAAGACACAUCCCAUGGAAGUUAUACUCCUGCAAACCAGCAAGGAAUACCACCUGAUUCAGCUCAAAUAGUGACCUUCCAAACACAUUUUGUUCCCAUGGAUUUCAGUCUUCCUGAUAGGGCAGAACAAAGCCUACAAGAAACAAGUGCUUUGGCUGAAGCUGGAAUAUAUUCUGAUAUUGACCAUAUGACAAUAACUGGUGAUGAGCUGGACAUACCAGAAGAAUAUGUGGAUGGAUCUGAGACAGGGGUAGAACAUAACAUCCUUAACGCAUCAGUCACUAGUACCCCAGUGAGCACAUGUGGUGAAAUUAACAUACUGGAACUAGCAGGCAGUGAAACAGCAGACAGGGAAUCAAGUGAUGCACAGAUAUUCUUUCCCAAAUCCUUUCUGCCUGGUGAUAAUGAAGGCCAUGAAUCUGAUUCAAAUAAUCAAGUGGUAGAUGACAUAGUGAAAGAAAACGAAGAAGUAAUUGAGAAUGAUGUUCCUGUGUUUAAGGAAGUGCCCAGUGAUCAGUCACCAGCAACAUGCACUCCACCAUCCUAUGUGUCUUUUGAUGCCAAACCCUCUAGCAGCAGAGAGUGUGAGAAGGAUGAGCUCUUGUUACAGCAGCCAUUUUGUGAAAGCGUUUCUUUGGAAAAGCCUUUUCCACUGCUUACCCCUUCAGAAGCUGCUGGAGGCAUCCUAAUCAUCAAAGACAACAGCAUCAAAGAUCAAGUAUCCGACAUAUCCACAGAGGAUCUUCAGGAGAAUUGCACGUCAGUAGCUUCACUCUUAGAGCCUGAAGUAACUCUAGGAGCUUCUGAGAUUCUGAAAGGAAAAUCUGAACCAGAAACAACUGAUCUCGAGUCACCGCCAGGUGGAGAUAAAGAAUCACCUGAUGAAGCUGGCACUGACUCCCUGCUUUGUAGGGAGAAUAAGCUGAGAAAUUCCUCUGAGAGCCCUGAACUGGAAAGUACGGAAAGUAAGGAAGAUGUGAAGAUACAAGCGCACAGAGAUCCAGCUUCACUGGAUAUGGAUUACAUCCUUGUUACUGAGGAAGAAAAUAUACCUUCAGAAAAGGAUAUGCUUGAAACAAAAGAAAGUGAUUUUGCAUUUCAAGAGGCUAAUGUAGCUGAACAAACAGAAUUGCAUGAACACAUUUCACCAGGCUCCUUGGAUACCCUUCAGCCGAUCUCCAUAAUAAACAAAAGGGAAGACCAGUCUGUUUGUGAGACUGAAUGGGACUUAGAUGAGACAAGCUCUUCUGUCGUACCCCAAAAAGUGGAUGAUGAAAGGAGAUCACAGGAAAGCUGUGGGCAAGAUGAGGGCUGGAUUAUAUUGGGCCAGAAUGAAGUUAGUGAUGUAUCACCUGCAGAAAUUUCUGCAGAGUCAGAGAUGACAAAAACAGGGUCUGGACAUUCUGGCAAAGAAGUGGAAGCUGCCGUAGCACAGGAAUUGAUUCUUGACGCUCAACCAGAAUCUCAGGUGGCUGGUGGUGAUGCUACGUCAGAAGCAAACUCUCAACAGAGUCUCGGAAAUAACAUAGCAGCAGAGCAAGAAAUUAAAGAAGAAACAGUGUUUCUCAACACUGAAAGAGAACUGAGUCGAAAAUCAGGGUUGUUACAAGAGAAUGUAGGAAUGGACAUCCCCUUUGGUGAGGGUGUAUUAAGCCCCGUUUCUACAGAGAUGAGACCCGAACCUCCAAAUUCUCUUGAUCUUAAUGGUUCCCAUCCCAGAAGGAUAAAGCUUACUGCUCCAAAUAUCAAUCUCUCUUUGGACCAGAGUGAAGGUUCUGUGCUUUCUGAUGAUAAUUUGGACACACCAGAUGAAAUUGACAUCAAUGUAGAUGACCUUGACACUCCUGACGAAGCAGACUCUUUUGAAUACACUGGGCAAGAAGAGCAGACUGCUAUUAAGGAUGCUUCCCAGGAGGAGUCUGAAUCAAUUCCAGAGUACACUGCUGAGGAGGAGCGAGAGGACAACAGGUUAUGGAGAACAGUGGUUAUUGGAGAACAAGAACAAAGAAUUGAUAUGAAAGUUAUUGAACCUUACAAAAAGGUUAUUUCACAUGGAGGAUACUAUGGUGAUGGUCUGAAUGCUAUCAUUGUGUUUGCUGCAUGCUUCUUGCCAGACAGCAGCCGAACUGAUUACAACUAUGUCAUGGAAAAUCUUUUCCUGUAUGUAAUCAGUACCUUAGAGCUGAUGGUAGCAGAAGACUAUAUGAUUGUAUACUUGAAUGGAGCAACACCAAGAAGGAGGAUGCCUGGACUGGGUUGGAUGAAAAAAUGUUACCAGAUGAUUGAUCGACGAUUGAGGAAGAAUUUGAAAUCAUUCAUAAUUGUUCAUCCAUCAUGGUUUAUCAGGACAAUCCUGGCUGUGACACGACCUUUUAUAAGCUCUAAGUUCAGUAGUAAAAUACAGUACGUCAACACGUUGGCAGAGCUUCGUGAGAUGAUUCCAAUGGAAUACGUGCACAUACCCGAUAGUAUUGUCAAGUAUGAUGAAGAGAAGUGUAUUAAGAGAAGAAUGAGACUGGAUGAAGAACUGAGGGAAGCUUCAGAAACAGCUAAAACUAGCUGCCUCUCAAAUGAUCCAGAAAUCACUUCAGUGGAACAGGACAUUGACAUGACCCUGAAAUAACAAGCAUCACUGCCAAACAUUUGAAGAAGAGAGUAUCCUUGGAUUUUCGUCACCCAGACACCUGUGACCAUGGUGUGCCAUAGGCACAUGGUGUGCAAUAGGUUCAUUUUGUUUGUGGUAUGACUUUUUUGGUGCCAUUUAGCAAUCUAAGAAGACCAAACGGGCCAAUCCUGUUGCCAUGGAAACAGCAAAAAUUUGGACCUAUCUAUUCGUUGUUUUCAGAAGUAGUUUUCAUUAGGACCACUAUAUCAUCUAGCAUUGGUUUCUGUAAAUGUGUGCAAUUUCUGUUUAAGAUUAUAAUAUUUUACCAACAGUAUGCCUCAUGAAUGAGUCAAUGAGGAUGUAGAUUUUUGUUUUAGUUUUGUCUUCAGCAUAUUAACGUUAUGCGUAACUGAAUUGUUAUUAUUACAAUAAAUGUUAGCUUAGUUGUUUCACAGAGCAGCAGCAACCUUAUUGUUCAAAAAUAAUUCUAGAAACAAUGCAGGACUUUCCUGAAUGUGUUUGUUUCUGCUGUAUGAAAAAUCUUCCCAUCUUCAUUUAACCUUAAUAACUUUUUAUUUUCUCACAGAAAGGCCUGAUACUCUAAAAAAUAAUAAUUAAUUAUUAAAGAUACUUCAUAGAGAACAAAUGACUAACAGAAAUUAAUUUUAAUCACUUACUUUUAUCUUUAUUUUAAGCGUAGCUUUUAGAGAGGUAGAUGUUUGUUAUAUGUAUAUGUUCUAAAGGCUUUGAAUUAAAUUAUUUUAUUAUUAUUGCUUUUUAAUCUGUUUUCCCAGUACUUUUUUUUUUUUAAGUUAUGACUCUUUGAAUGGCAUCCUAACUGAAAUCACAAAGGCUAAUGCUAUGAAUACAAAAAGAAACACCUAGUAUUUUCUGCUAACAACUAAUGACUGAAAAUAUAUAAAAGUUGGGAAUCACAAUCAUUUGUUAGGAAUAUAUGUCAAAGUAUUAUUUGAAGUAUGCCUAAUAUCAAAAAUAAGUAUUACAAUGCAAUUUGUUGUCUGUAUCAUAAAACUUAUCAGUAUAAACAUGAAAAAAAAAAAAAAAAGGCAAGUAUUUGUUGUUUGCUGCUGUCCUGCAUACUGCAAUGAAAGAUGCUGUGGUAAAUCCUGAUACUCAUAUGGAAAAUAACUGCAGUGUCUCAGACCAUUCUUUUGCAAGACAGUGCAAAUUAUUACUUCAGUGAAUUCUGCUUGUCUGCUUUAAAAAGUCAAGAGUAUGACUAAUGCUUUCUUUUCCCCCAUAUGUGUGCACUUGCCAAACCUGCUGUCUCGUCUACCUUGUGGGAUGUCCUAAUGGAAGUAACAGAAUUAUGCACUCUCUGAAAUAUUAUUCCCAUCUUCAAGAGAUUUUCAUGUGCCCUAGAAUUACAUCUGUGGAAUCUCUACUUGUCUAUAAAUUAACAAUCCUUAGAAGUUACAAUUUUCAUUUUACGUAUGCACUAACUCCAAUCCCACUUCCAGCCCAGAAUUAUAAAAUAAACAGAAGACAAGCAAAGUUUGCUUAGAGAAUGGAAUUUAAGCAAAAGUCAGGCACAAGCCUUGAUUUUUCAGUAGGAUCUAAAAUGAGAGUGAAAAUUGUAUUUCAUUCUUCAUUUAAAAAGUUGAUAAUUUUUUUCUGUUUUUUGCACAUUGCCAUUUGUGUCAAUUUGUAUCUUAUAUUUGCAAGAGGUAGUCUGUAGGCAAGGGAGCAAGCAUCCAUCACUGUGUGCAGUUGCUCAGCUACUGUAAUGAAGAUUGACAAAGUUGUCAGAAAGGCAAGAGGUGGCCAAAUGCUUACUUAUCUGCCAGCAACAAAACUGAAAUAUCUGCACAUCUACAAUCCUUCUCUCUACUGUCAGCUAUUGCAUUGUGUCUGUCAUUCUAGGUAGCCUGUUUUAUCACAUCCCUCUGUCAGUUCCUCUUAACUUUCACAUUAGAGGGAGGGCCUAAUCCUGCUGACCAUUGUUGCUGCUCUAUAACCUGACCUUGUCAUCAUUAGGAUCUGAUAGUUUGCACAGUUCUCAGAUAUUUGAAUCUUGGCUUGUGUUUGCCUUAUAAAAGUGCUGUCACUUAGAAUAUUGGGGAUAUUGCUUUAUGUACAAAUUAAUAUUUGUAUUAACUUCCAGUUGCUAAUUAAGCUAGGUCUAGAUCAGAAGAGCAUUUUAUAGCAUGAAACCACAUCUGUAAACUUGUAGUUCAAGCCACUAGAAUGGGCAAGUUGACUUGUGUUAGGCUGUAUGUGAGAGGAGUGUUUGCUAAAAGAGAAGUUCACCACAAAGCAGAAGUUCAGCACAAAUGUUCAUGUCUUUGAGACAUAAAUGGGUUGGAAGACAUUACAUACCACUUAACAUUGGAUGGCAGCCUGGAGGUGAAUUUCUUUCUAAAGGCUUUGUGUGGAAUCACUAAACAGCAAAGCUACGUAAGAAUUAAUUUGAUUAAUGUUGAUAGACUAAUAAUGGCAGCCUGAGAAGGUAGAAAUUUGUUUAAGCCAGAUGUCACAUCACCAGUGUGAUGGUGCAAAAAUGAUUGCAAGAACAAGGUGUGGUUGUCUUUGCUUAUUAAUAUAUUUUAAAAAGUUUUUUAAUGUUAUGAUAUGGCAGUUAUAUAUCAUACUUACAAUAAAGUAUCAAUAUUGAUUAGUAGUUUGUUGAAAAAGGAAUAUAGUACAUGUAAUCGCAAAGUUAUAAUCUUUUAUAUACAAAUUUUUUCUACCAUGUAUGAGAGUGCUCAGAUCAAAUAUAAAUUAAUAGUUGCAAUUUUUUUUGUUAAAAGACCUAUGCUGACUUAAAUUAUAGAUUAAGCAAUACAAGGAUAUCUGAUAUCAUUGUAUGCAUAUAUAUAUAUGAAUCAGAAAUAAAGAACUUCAAUCCACCACUGGAA